UUAAGGAAUGGAGUAAAUAAGUACAGUGGGGCCCUCAAAUAGUGGUUUAAGGAACGGAUUAGGAACGGUAUAGGAACAGCAUCGUAGAUGGCCUAAGAGCAGCUGUUUUGCACGGGACAUCCAUCCAUCCUUAACCCUCCAACUGUAAUAAAUGCAUUAAUUUUGAGAACCAAAAUAUCUUACUUGAAUAACUGCUUCCUCAACUUGAGCCUCUUUUCAGUCUUCAUUUUCAUUUUAAAAAGAGGAAGCUGGAGUAGUUAAGUAGAGCGCGAUGGCUUUGGCUUUGGCGGGCGAUGAUUUGGCGCGGUCGGUGAGCAGCCGGAGUUUGAAGAGGGUGUGGCAGCAGGAGCCGGACGUGUUCCGCAGCGCGGGGGAGAGGGAGGAUGAGGAGGAGGAGGAGCUGCGGUGGGCGGCGCUCGAGAGGCUGCCCACCUAUGAUAGGAUCAGCAAGGGCUUUCUCAAGAAGGUUCUAGAAGACGGGACCAUGAAGGCCGAGGAGAUCGACUUCAAGAAGCUCAAGGGCGAUGAGAAGCGCUAUUUCAUGAACCGGAUUUUGGAUAACGUUGAGAGAGACAACGAGAGGCUCCUUAGCGCCCUCAGAAACCGGGUUCGUAGGGUGGGGCUUGAAGUGCCGAAAGUGGAAAUAAGGUAUGAGCAUUUGUCGGUGGAGGGAGAAGUGCAUGUCGGAAGCAGAGCAUUGCCCACUUUGAUUAAUGCAACCUUGAAUACAAUUGAGAGUAUUCUAGAACUAGUGAAGCUCUCCCCUACCAAAAAGAGAAAGAUUCAGAUACUUAAAGAUGUCAGUGGAAUUAUUAGACCAUCCAGAAUCACUCUGCUUUUGGGCCCUCCAGGUGCAGGGAAAACAAGUUUCUUGCUUUCACUUGGUGGAAAGCUUGAUCACAAUUUAAAGCAAACCGGGAAGAUCACGUAUUGUGGGCAUGAGUUCAGUGAGUUUGUUCCUCAGAAGACCUGUGCCUAUAUUAGCCAACAUGAUCUUCAUCAUGGGGAGAUGACAGUGAGGGAGACUCUUGAUUUCUCGGCUCGUUGUUUGGGCGUUGGCCCCAGAUAUGAGAUGUUGGCAGAGCUCUCAAGGCGCGAGAAAGAGGCCGGGAUCCAUCCCGACCCUGAGGUUGAUGCAUUCAUGAAAGGCAUAUCAGUCUCUGGCCAGAAGACCAGCCUCUUCACAGAUUAUUAUCUUAAGAUACUUGGUUUAGAUAUAUGCUCGGACAUUAUGGUUGGUGAUGAUAUGAGAAGGGGCAUUUCGGGAGGGCAAAAGAAACGUGUCACUACUGGGGAAAUGUUGGUUGGUCCAGCCAAAGUUCUGUUCAUGGAUGAAAUAUCGACUGGAUUAGACAGCUCUACCACCUUUCAGAUUGUCAAUCACAUGAGCCAAAUUGCUCACAUAAUUGGUUUAACCAUGGUUAUUGCUCUCUUGCAACCAGCCCCAGAGACAUAUAAUCUCUUUGAUGAUGUUAUCUUGUUAUCAGAAGGUUUCAUUAUCUAUCAAGGUCCACGAGAAAGUGUUACUGUCUUCUUCGAGUACAUGGGAUUCAAAUGCCCUCCACGAAAAGGAGUUGCUGAUUUUCUUCAAGAAGUGACCUCAAAGAAAGACCAAGAACAAUACUGGUACAAGAAAGACCAGCCCUAUAAGUAUAUCCCAGCUUCAGAAUUUGCGCAAGCCUUCAACUCCUUCGAAGUAGGGCAAAGGCUCACUGAGGACCUCCGUGUUCCAUACGAAAAAUCUGAAGCCCACGGAGCAGCUUUGGUAAAAGAAAAGUAUGGUAUAUCCAGUUGGCAACUGUUUCGUGCGUGCUUCUCUAAGGAAUGGUUGCUAAUGAAACGUAACUCUUUUGUUUACAUAUUCAAGUCUACACAGCUCACAAUCCUGGGUGUUAUAGCCUGUACGCUAUUUCUGAGAACAACAAUGUCCUAUGGAAAAUUAACUGAUGGAGGAAAAUUCUUUGGUGCACUUUUCUUUAGUCUUAUGACCAUGAUGUUCAAUGGGAUGGCUGAACUUUCAAUGACAGUCUCGAGGCUGCCAGUCUUCUUUAAACAAAGAGAUCUUUUAUUCUAUCCGGCUUGGGCUUUCUGCUUACCUAUUUGGAUAUUAAGAAUCCCACUAACUAUAGUGGAAACAUGUAUAUGGAUGAUUCUUACAUACUACACAAUCGGGUUCGCUCCUUCUCCUGGAAGAUUUUUCCGGCAAUUUUUUACGUUGUUCAGCAUUAAGCAAAUGGCGCUUGGUCUCUUCCGGUUCAUUGCUGCACUAGGAAGAACCCAGGUUGUUGCAAACACAUUAGGCACCUUCUCUUUGCUCGUGAUCUUUGUCCUCGGGGGUUUUAUAGUUGCCAAAGAUGAUCUGGAGCCAUGGUUGAAAUGGGCCUAUUAUAUUUCUCCCAUGAGUUAUGGACAGAAUGCUAUAUCCAUAAAUGAGUUUCUUGCCACAAGAUGGAGCAGUCCUAAUACAGAUCCUAAAUACCCUGAACCUACUAUUGGAAAAGUCCUCCUUCAGUCGAGGGGCUUUUUCACCGAGGAUUAUUGGUUCUGGAUUUGUGUAUGUGCACUCUUGGGAUUUUCGGUUCUCUACAACCUUUUCUUUAUUGCUGCACUGACCUUCUUAAGCUCUUCGAGCGAUUCAAAGAAUUUGACAUUGGAUGACAAUGAUGAUAGCAAAAAGGAUUCAUCUAAAGGAGGGGAUAAGGUUGUCCAGAAAAGCAGUCCAGACGGAAUCGUUAGCAGUGAAGUUCAAACAUCUAACAAAGGAAUGCUUCUACCCUUUCAGCCUCUGUCUCUUGUGUUCAACCAUACAAAUUACUAUGUCGAUUUGCCACCUGAAAUGAAAGCACAAGGUGUUGAGGGUGAUCGUCUCCAACUACUACGAGAUGUGAGUGGAGCUUUUAGACCUGGGGUACUGACGGCACUUGUUGGGGCUAGUGGUGCUGGUAAGACAACCUUAAUGGAUGUAUUAGCAGGGAGAAAAACAGGUGGAUACAUCGAGGGAAACAUCAGCAUUUCAGGCUACCCCAAGAAACAGGAUACAUUUGCACGGAUCAGUGGAUACUGUGAACAGAAUGACAUUCAUUCGCCUAACGUCACCAUUUAUGAAUCUGUGUUGUACUCUGCCUGGCUACGCCUACCUCAAGAAGUAAACAAAGCCACUGGAAAGCAAUUUGUUGAAGAAGUAAUGGAAUUGGUUGAGCUUAACCCCAUAAGAGAUUCCCUUGUUGGGCUUCCUGGAGUUUCCGGUCUUUCAACUGAACAAAGGAAAAGACUAACAAUUGCUGUAGAGUUAGUUGCUAACCCAUCCAUCAUCUUCAUGGACGAACCUACUUCUGGCCUUGACGCGAGAGCAGCUGCUAUAGUAAUGCGCACAGUUAGAAACACCGUGGAUACAGGAAGAACUGUUGUCUGCACGAUUCACCAACCAAGCAUAGAUAUAUUCGAAUCUUUUGAUGAAUUAAUCUUGAUGAAGAGAGGAGGCCGGAUCGUAUAUGCUGGACCUCUUGGUCUGCAUUCUCAUAAGCUGAUAGAAUAUUUUGAGGCUAUUCCCGGGGUUCCCAAGAUUAAAGAAGGUUACAAUCCAGCAACCUGGAUGCUGGAUAUCUGCACCCCAGCAGCUGAGAUUGAACUUGGAGUUGAUUUUGCUGACAUUUAUGCUAAAUCAGCACUUUACCAGAGGAAUCAAGAACUUAUUAAAGAGCUGAGUACUCCUCCACCAGAUUCUAAGGACCUCUAUUUUCCUAGUAAAUACUCGAAGUCUUUUCUGGAGCAAUGCAAAGCUUGCUUCUGGAAGCAGUAUUGGUCAUACUGGAGAAAUCCACUAUAUAAUGCCAUCAGGUUCUUGAUGGCAACUGUGAUUGGUCUAAUAUUUGGGCUGAUUUUCUGGAAUAAGGGACAGAAAAUCGAAAAUCAACAAGAUAUUCAAAAUCUUUUGGGAGCUAUAUACUCUGCUGUUGUCUUCCUGGGAGCCUCGAAUAUGAGUUCUGUGCAAGGCGUCGUUUCUAUAGAGAAGAUAGUUUUCUAUCGCGAAAGGGCAGCCGGAAUGUAUUCUCCGCUGCCUUAUGCAUUUGCUCAGGUGGCUAUAGAGAUGGUGUACGUAGCAAUACAAACCGCAGCAUACGUCCUUCUAAUCUAUUCAAUGAUUGGAUUCGAAUGGAAUGUAGCCAGAUUCUUUUGGUUCUACUACUUCAUGUACAUGUGCUUCGUCUACUUCACUCUUUACGGAAUGAUGUUCAUCGCUCUCACACCGGGCCUCCAAGUCGCUUCCAUUUCAACAGCUUUCUUCCUCAGCUUCUGGAACUUGUUCUCCGGUUUCCUCCUUCCACGAGUGCAAAUUCCAAUAUGGUGGAGGUGGUACUACUGGGGGUCUCCGGUGGCGUGGACGAUCUACGGGCUGGUGGCUUCACAAUUUGGUGAGAUGGAAACUGAAAUAGAGGUGCCUGGAGUUGGGUUAAGGGCAGUGAAAUCAUACCUUAAACAAAACUUGGGGUUUGAGCAUGAUUUUCUGCCUGUUGUAGCUGUAAUGCAUCUGGUUUUUGCCCUAACCUUUGCCCUAACCUUUGCCUUUGGUAUCAAGUGCCUCAACUUCCAAAGGAGAUGAGCAUCACACCUUCAUCUCAUCAACUAAUAGCUUUGCUUUGUUGAACUUGGUGCUAGCCUUAGUCUUGGCUCUGCUAGGUGUGUUAACGUGUUUUGCAUUUUUCGACGACGUCAUGUUGUUAGUUGUUUGAGUCGUUGCUCGCCAUCUUUUUGGUCUUGAGCUUUUCUUAUGUAUAUAAAAUAAAGUGAAAAUUCUAAAUGGAAUUCCAAACGACGAGUACACUGAAAGUUGCAAGCAUAAGUUCAUCACAAAAUUUGUCAUA
Molecule: messenger RNA, 4862 nt
Organism: Salvia splendens (bonfire salvia)
Lineage: Eukaryota; Viridiplantae; Streptophyta; Magnoliopsida; Lamiales; Lamiaceae
Product: ABC transporter G family member 39
Exons: 20
Coding region: 272-4600 (1442 amino acids)
Cellular component (GO): membrane
Molecular function (GO): ATP binding; ABC-type transporter activity; ATP hydrolysis activity
Source: RefSeq, a predicted model, not a curated record